Molecule: messenger RNA, 779 nt
Organism: Vitrella brassicaformis
Lineage: Eukaryota; Vitrellaceae
Source: the annotation of a GenBank genome assembly
CCUGAAUGCACUAUAUCGUGUGUGUGCUGUACGGCACCUCUCAUGCCGCCUCCCUUGCCUCAUGCUGUGCCACAUCUGCCUCGCAGCGACUGUAGCUGCGUGCGUCGUGUGGACAAGAAAGGCUUUUCUGAAUGUGUCCUCCGUGCAAAGACCGACCAGUGCGUGUCACGCUUGCACCUUCUCUAUGUCCGAAACACACACGUCAUACACAAGAUCCCAUCACAUGAGCAGAGCAGUCAAGGCACAAUCAGUCCUUCACACUCGGCCCUUGCCUGCCUGCCUGCCUGCCUUGCGUCUCUGCUGGCCUGUAUCUGCCUGCCUCAUUCCCUUCGCGGCUCGCUAAGUGCCCGGAUCCGGCGGCUUUGCCGAUAUGGACAAAGCGUGCACGCCUGCCUUGAUCUCAUCGUCGAGUAUCUCAUAGAUGAGCCGGUGGCGCUUGAUCAUGGGCACAUUCGCAAAUGCAGCGCUCUCCACCAUCACUCUGCAAUGCAUCCAUGGACACGCGGCGCACACACAGCACAGCACAGCAUUCCAGAGGUGUCUGGAGAGCACUGCACUUCAUGCUGUACUUGAAGUGUGUUUCUUGUUUCCUGUCAAGGCCUUUCAUCGCCGCGUGGCCAGCAUGGAGAUGGCUCUGCAGCAGACACAAGCGCACACAAUGAGUGCAAUGCCUUCCGUUCAUCUGCCCGGACCUCGUCGACGAUCUCAAGCUUCGUUGGAGUCAAUUUCUCCGUGAGCUUUCUCUCAAUCGCCUCAUAAAUGGGUCCCUUUGUCGCCAU